This is a messenger RNA of Periophthalmus magnuspinnatus, 5241 nucleotides long. RefSeq lists its product as uncharacterized. The coding region runs from base 380 to 2299 and encodes 639 amino acids. NCBI's taxonomy places the organism in Eukaryota, Metazoa, Chordata, Actinopteri, Gobiiformes, Gobiidae. Gene Ontology annotation, cellular component: nucleus. The record is from RefSeq and is a predicted model, not a curated record. Gene Ontology annotation, biological process: regulation of transcription by RNA polymerase II. The transcript has 7 exons.
UUAACUUUACACUGCUAGAAAACGUAACCACGAUGACAACUUUAAACACGAAGCGGAUUUGACAUGCGUAAAAUUCCUUAUGUUUGCGAUUAAAACGUUUAUUUACUCUCGUCUCGCUGGGUGUCCUACUGUUUAGGUCUUUCAUGUAGCACUACGUCAUGCUAAGCGGCUAGUGCGGGAUGCUAAGCGGCUAACUAGCGUGAUCCGUGGCUGGCUGCUGCUGUUGUUUACAUCCGAGAAUGAUGGGCCUGUCCGGGUAGGUGUGUUAGCCAACCCCCCGCCUGUGGUACCCGAGUUUCAGAGGCAAAGGGGGUCCCAAAAUCCGCAGUUUAGCCUUGGAGGGAGGCAACCAUCCGAGAUCCACUGCCUUUUUUGGGUGAUGGAUGUGUCCUCCAGGGGGCUCCCUCCACGGCUCAUGGACCUGUCAAAGGGCUUCUCAGUGGGUCGUUUACCCCACGGCCACGCUCAGCCUCUGGAUAUGACCAAGAAACCUGAGUGGUACCACCGCCAGCCCCAGAGCUGUGGUCCAGACCUGUCCUCUCCCUACAGAACCAGCUCUUUGCGCCCGGACUUGAACCAGGAUGCUACAAACUACAUGAACUCUUCUCUCACUCCUGGUCUGGAUUUGUAUCACGACCAAGUCCGCAACAACUUAUGGCAUAGUGGAUUUUACGACGCAAGCGGCAAUGCAGGCCCCGAAAGCAGCGGAGUUGAGGAAGAAGAAGAAGAAGAGGAGGAAGAGGACAGCGAUAGUGAUUCUGAUGUUAUAUUUUUGGUUUCGUCCGCUAAAGAACCUCUCCUAUGCACAACCUUUAUACAGGACAAUGUAACGCACAUAGUAGAGCCACUGUCCCCCUCCUCACUAAAUGACAGGAGAAGCUGCUAUGAUCUACCUCAAACUUCCCCCAGUCGUGAUAGCUCCUACUCAGAGGAGUCUUCAGAUAGUUCAGUUGACAUCCCAAUCCACCAUGCCCGCCCUAUUGUCGUCCUAUCCGACCUCAGUGCAGUGUACGGCGACCAAUCGCUAGCCGACGCUUCCAGCGACGACAGCGACGUUAGCGAAGUUAGCAAGAAGAAAUUUGGCAAAAGCAUAAAUGAAAAAAUGCAAACUAGAUCAAAAGUGCAACACAGUUGUAGACCUGGAAAAACGUCAUGCGACACUCCUCCGUCAACUCUGCGACGAAGUUUGAGACGCCAAGUGAAAAAUAAUGCAAUAGGGCUUUAUAAUGAAAGUUACGAUUCAGAUGAUGUUUUGGAUUUCGUAGCGAGGGUUUCCAGUUCAGACGAAUCACUUCCUCAACAUAAAAAUGCACAAAGAAUGAGUAGUAGUAAAGAAAGUAAGUCCAAUAAAGAUGUGACAACUCAAGACGAUCCUCCAUCAGAAAGAGAAGAGCCGCCACCAUGCAAAUCAGGGGACACAAAACGUAUUGAUAAUAAUAGGAGGGGAAAGAUAGCGAAGAAGUUAUGUGUGGCAAAGCAAAACUGUAAAGAACCAAUAGCGAAAAGUCAAAUUAGAACGACAAUUAAAAAACGCAAGAGAAAAAAAAAAUUCAAACAAAAUAGUUCCUCGUCGUUGUUCACGAUUGACCCAGAAAUCGCACUGAAAUAUGCAUACAGGAAGAAAAGGGAGCCAAAAUUUGACAGUUUUUCACCAUUCAUUCAUAUAGAAAAGCAAACAUGCACCGUGGUCAACUAUCAUGACGAGGAGGUCGCUCAGAAAAGGCCAGUGCCGAGCCAAAACGUGUCGGGAUUCGUACCCACAACCUCCUGUUACAACCUUGGUCGCGUUAACCCCGAUUCAAAGCGUACUGAGCACCUGAAGUGCUGUUUAUGUGGUCAAACGGCUAACGCUAAGAUGCUAGGUGAUCUACACGGGCCGUACUAUCCCGCUUUUUCGGAUGGGCAAAAUACAAGGACAAUGCAAAAUGGACAUGCGGAAGAAGAGGGAAGUGAAUUACAAAAUAAAAGCCUAAAGGAGGAGGAAACACUUGUGAAUGGGACUCUUAAUUUGGAGGAGUGCUGGAUGCAUGAGGAUUGUGGGGUGUGGUCGACUGGAGUUUUUUUGGUCAGAGGGAAGUUGUACGGGUUAAAGGAGGCGGCGCUACUUGCUCAACAAACAACAUGUUGGUUGUGCCAGGAGAGCGGUGCGAUCGUGGGCUGUUUUCAGAAAGGCUGCUGUAGAAGCUUCCAUGUCUCCUGUGCGGUUCAGUCAGGCUGUGUCUUAAAUGAAGACAACUUCUCUAUGAGAUGUCCCGACCACAGGAACAAACCCUGUGUGAGCAGACAGCCCUUGAGAUGACCUCCCAGUCGUCCACAGCUUCAGUGAUGAGUGGACAGACUCAGGACUCCUCAGCUAUGCUCUUUUGUAACUUCAUGUAAAUGUGUCUAAUUGUGGUUAAAGGCUCGUCUGGUGAAAAGGUUUUUCACAUUAUAAUUAAACUGGCACAAUAUGUUCUCAUUAUCCGUUUGGUCAGUGUGGCGCAUUUCAAAAAAGCUAAAUGUUGUCCAAUACAAAACUACAUACAAAUAUACAAUACAAUACUACAUACAAAUAUUUAGCCUAUUCUUGAUAUUGUUCCCUGCAAUUUUCAACGUAGUUAAAGGAGCUGUACCUGAUUUUUACUGUCUUGAAAAUGUGAAAAACAGUUUGCAGUGGUCCAAAGUUAUUCCUCUCUUACCUCAUGCAUUCCGAGCAUCCUAAUUAUUCACUGCGAUGAGUUUAUAAGGACAUUUCACAACCCUAAGAGCCCAGUUCUGCCCUUACUGUGAAGCUAUUAGCAACUAGCAUGCUAACCCACACCUCCUGAUUAUGGGACAUUAAAGUGCUUUAUAGAAUUAGAUGUGGGCAGCAGACUUAUUUUGACCUCAAGAGCUGCUUAUACAAUAUAUCUGUACUUUUACUUAAUUAAAUUGGGGGAAAAAACAGGUACAAGCCCUUUAAGCACAGUUUAAUUAUUUCAGGUGUUUGGUGUCUUCUUCUGACAGUUGAAAGUGUGCCAUAUUGACCCACCUGUAGUAAAAUGUAAUGUAACUGGAAAAACGCUUUGAUUCAGUUUGGUUUGAGUUCUUGCCACACAACACAUUCACAUUGUAAUUCCACAACACUAUAACACAUAGAGCUUUAUUACAAUGUACAGUUGGUGGUUUGUAUGACGUGAGCCUUCCGACACUUUCUAGACUUUUGUACCACUUUUCUAGAGCGUUUCCACUUUUCACUGCUUAUUUUGUGCGUUACACUCUGGUCACUGUGAUGGACAAUGAUCAGAUAUUCAUAUAUGGGUAUAAAAGCGUACUGCAUCUGCUGAAUAUGACAGCAGUAGAAUUGAAAAGUAGUACUAGUAGUGGUAGUGGUGUUGAAAGAAAAUGCUAUCGUGUUGUAUUUGCAUGUCAGAGUACUUGGUAGAAUUAUAUAAUAAUUUCUGUUGAUGCAAUAGUUGUGACUACUCUUAUCAACAGAGCAGUGGUGGAAGGUAUUAGAGUACAAGAAAUAAAGGACUGUACUUAAGUAGGUAUUUAUACUUAAGUAAAUUUUACAGAGGUUUUACUUUUACGUCACUACAUUUGUGAGCAGUAUCUGGACUUUCUACUCCACUACAUUUUUUAAUUGGAUUGAAAAGUAAAACUUUUCAUAUGAUUUGAGGGGUUAUUUUUAUCAUGUUCGUGGAAACAUCCUGGCUAAAGUUUUCAAGUUCAAGCUUCAGCUUUGAGCAAUAAAAAUAAAUACACAAAAUUCAUAAGAAAAAUUAAGAAAUUGAUUUGUUUUGUUACUGUAAUCUAAAUAUGUAUUUUUAAAUUUGUUUAAUUUAUUAAAGUACAUUUUUAAACGGGUACUGAAAUACUUUUACUUAAGUAGAUUUUGUCAUGUGAUACUUUUACUUGAGUAAAUGUUCACCUCCAAAAUUGAGUACUUCACCCACCACUGCAAUAGAGUAAACAUUUAGUGUGUAUUCCAUUUUCAAAAGCAACAUCUAAAAGAAAAACCCUCAAUUAUACGGCUGUAAUGUUGUGAUGGUUUGUGAAAUCCAUCAAGUUUUUAAAACUGAAUUGUGUUGAAAAAAUGUAUAACUUAAAAAACUAAAACAACAACAUUUCCAUGGAAACAAGCAUAUAAAUUAUAAUUUAUUUAGGCCAAAAGCACCCACAUGUGGAUGUCUUUUUAUUGACCCAUCUCACUGACUGAAGUCUAUGGCACAGCUCCAGAGGCACAGGUCUGUCCUGCUUCUGUCCUGAUCAUGCAUGCACUUUACACGGCCCUCUCCACACACAAAGACAUCUGUUUAUUCAAAUGUAAUUAUGUUCUUCCUUUAAAUGUGUGUAUCCUUAUAUAUAAGAGAUUUCAUUUCAUGUUACAUAAGGCUGCAUCAUGUAAGAGUUUGAAAAGAGAAAAAGACUGGUUGCUCUAAAAUUAACGCCGUUAUAAUGUUAAUAUAUGGAUGGAAACUUUUUCAGUGCUUAUAAUGUUACGUUUCGUUUUCGUCUUUUGAAUAUAUCGCUAAUUAUUUCAACAGAGAUGUAAUGAUUUUAUUAUUUCAAUGCAAUAUAUGAGAUUGUAAUUUAAAUUGUAAGUAACACAGUUUGAAAUGUUAAAUAUUUCGAGUGGGAACAUCUGAGAGGUUUUACAAAAAUGAUGGCACUUUGUUUUCUUUUGUGAAACUACCAGUUUACUUUAGAUUUUAUAGAAUAGUUCCUCACUACUGAAGAGGACACUAUGUUUCACCUUUAAAAUGCCAGAGUAGUAUCAUUUUAUUUAUUUUCACAGAAUAAGAUACUUUAUACAAUAGAAUGUGGACAACGGAGGCUUCAAACGCAUGCAUAAGGCUCUAAUAAAACAGUGGGAAGAUCAUAUUUGUAGCUUAUGAGAGAGAUACAGAGUUGUACAACAAGUUUAACAGGAAAUGCCAUGUGGAAAAGUAGUAAUUCAGAAGCAGGCGUUUUGUUUAAAUAUCUCACCAUAGCCGUUAUAACUUUGUGUAAUAUGUUGUGUUCUCUUUGCCUUGUUACACUACUGUUUUUGCUCAUUUUUUUCAAUACUCAAACACUAUAUUUCUCCAUCUUGUAAAAUUAUUAUUGAUAAAAAGUUGCUUGUUGGAGCUUUAUCCUUCUCAUGUAUUUGUACUGUCUUUUGUAUCUCUGUGAAAAUGGUCCAUGUGUUUUUGGGAUUUGUCCUGUUAGAUAACUGCACAUUUUGUUCCCGAAAUCAUAAUUCACCUAAUUUAAGAAGACAUUAAAAUCACAAACUGG